UUAACAAAAGUUGUUUGUUUGCGGCGAGAGAUCGGAGGAGGAACUUUGGAAGAAGGAGAUGAGCUUGACGCUGCUUCAAGGCUACUCUUCUGCGGAAGAAGAUGAAGCAGAAGAGAGAGCUAUUGGGGAUUACGAGAACUCCGAUGAAGAUGAGGGUAAUAAUGGUGUUCGGAGAUAUGAAUCGUCGUCUGUGUUUGAUUUCUCCGCUUCUGCCUCUUCCGCUAAAGACUCCGGUCUUCCUUCAGCUAACGACAUUUUCUCUCAGAUUUCGGGGCCACCGGAGUUUCUGAACAACCGCACAGAAGCGGAUGCAGAAGCUUCAGCUAGAGAUGCAGAGCAUGCAAAGCGUAUUAGUCGCAAAAAGAAGAAAGUUAAACCAAAAGGUGUUGUCAUGGAAGCAAAACCUCAACUAGUAGGAAUUCAUGAGAGAGUAAGAAACGAUAUCGAUGCACCACCAUCUUCAGUGAGUGGUGAAAAGCGGAUAUCUACUGCAACCAUUCCUAACGCAGAAGAAUCUGCAGAUCUCUUGAGGAUGUGUCUGCAAUGCGGUGUACCAAAAACAUAUACAAGCGCAAGAGGAAUGGUAUGCCCGAUUUGUGGUGACCGGCCAGUAUCAGACGUAGACGCGAAGAAGAAAGGAUCUACGAUCAAAGAUAAAGAGAAGAGCAAAAGAAUGAGAGGACAAUCCUCUCAUGCUUCUUGGAAAAGUGAAACCGAGAUGCAGCUUAGGCAAACUUUUGAUUAGAAUGUUUCAAAACUUGUCUUUCUCCUGUUACGACAUUGUACCAUCCAAAUUCUGUAACGUUGCUUGUGACACAAAGUUUUAAUCUUAUGUACACAAUUAAUGUCA
Camelina sativa (false flax) is the source of this 850-nucleotide messenger RNA. RefSeq lists its product as uncharacterized. The record is from RefSeq and is a predicted model, not a curated record. Lineage: Eukaryota; Viridiplantae; Streptophyta; Magnoliopsida; Brassicales; Brassicaceae.